Messenger RNA from Coregonus sp. 'balchen', 1348 nucleotides. The record is from the annotation of a GenBank genome assembly. NCBI's taxonomy places the organism in Eukaryota, Metazoa, Chordata, Actinopteri, Salmoniformes, Salmonidae.
AUGAAGGUUAUUAUUCUGUUCACACUUUUGAACAUCUGGUCAAAUGUAGAUUGCAAGUCUUGCUCAUAUUCUCCAUCGCAGUGGUGUACCUCUUUGGCCUCGGCCAUCGAAUGUGGGGUAAGAUAAGUUCACUUGACGAGUUUCUUGUCGUAAUUAAAUGUAUGCAAUAUUUUGGUAACACACUGACUUAAACUGUGUGUUGUGGUUGUAUCGCUGUAAUUGGGUUACACGUUACAACGGGUGAGAACGUUGUUGGGCGAAAGUGUCCCGAGGAUAUCUUCGUAGCCUAUGUCUGUGUUUUGUUUUUGUGUGUUUUGAUUGGUCAGGGGUAAAUUAUCUCCGAUCACAACUGAGGAAGCAACUGGGCAAUUCCUUGGUUACGGAAUUAUGCCAAGAGUUUUCACUUUAAAAUACUAAACAAAAACCAUUGAUUUCAAAGUUUAACAAACCAUACAACUUUUAUGCACAAUGACUCCUAACAAUUUCCACAGAACAUUUUACAAAAACACAUUUACAGGAAUAACUGUGCAGAUAAAGUUUGGUAACAGAAUAAAACUGUAUCUUGUUCAAAGUAUUAAUUGUGCAUAGAGUUGUAUGGUUUUGUUAAACUUUGAAAUCAAUGGUUUUUGAUUGGCAUACAUUUUAAAGUGAAAAUUCAGAGUCUCAGCAUAAUUCCGUUACUGUGCCCAAUUCUUACUUCAAUAGAAGAGAAUGACAAAUGUGAAAAAUAAUAUUAAAAUAGAACAUCAACACCCAUAAUUGUCUCUACAGAUUCUGCUUCACAUAUCAUAUCUAUACCAUAUUUAGGCAUAACAAUUCAACCAUACUGUGUGUGUGUGUUUGUUAACUUGUGUGGCUUUACUGUAAAGGGAACAAAAAUACACGGCACAAGAAACAGGUUCUCAGUCGAGUCUUUACUUUUAUUGUGGCAGGUUCUGAAGCAGUGCCUGGAAGCCAAUGCCACCAAGCCCAACACGCUGGGGCAGUCAGUUCAGGUGGAGCUGUAUCUUGAGAGUCUGUGCCCAGCAUGUCGCUUCUUCCUCACCUCACAGCUCUUCCCCACAUGGACCAUGCUGCAGGACGCCAUAAGUGUCACACUGGUGCCCUACGGAAAUGCACAAGUACGUACACUAGGCUAGAGACAACAACUCUCAUCUCAUGACUCUUGCUUUGAUAUUGGAUAUUACUUGGAUGUUGUUAUCAGUGAAUGGAGUUGAGGAAUGUUUAGUCAAAGUAAUUUCUGUUUGUCUUACUACAGGAAUCUUUUGAUGGGAAGAAGUAUCAGUUCACCUGCCAGCAUGGCGAAGAAGAGUGUCUUGGCAACAUGAUCCAGGUGAGAUUUUGGUAA